AUGGGACUAGGUGCCAUUCUGAAUGUAGCAAAGGCAAAGAAGGGAUCUUCAGUUGCCAUCUUUGGACUUGGCGCUGUUGGUCUGGCUGUGAGCUGCCAUGCCGAAGGUGCAAGAAUUGAUGUAGCAUCAAGGAUUGUUGGGGUUGACUCGAAUCCAGCAAUGUUCGAGGAAGCCAAGAAAUUUGGAGUAAAUGAGUUUGUGAUUCCAAAAGACCAUGACAGACCAGCGCAUGAGGUUAUCGCUGAGAUGACAGACGGUGGAGUUGAUGGUAGAAUGGAGUGCACCAGCAACAUUAAUGCCUUUUCUUAUGCGUUCACGACAUAUGUUUUCUGGACUAGAGAAGUUACAUUUUCAUUGUCAAUGCUAGAAAUGCAAUUUAGGGAUGGGGCUGAGGAAUCCCGUGCAUGGGUGCAGUGUUCACAAUCACAACUAACCCCUUUCAUCUGCUUAACGAAAAGACACUGA
This is a messenger RNA of Prunus dulcis (almond), 465 nucleotides long. Its product is annotated as alcohol dehydrogenase 1-like. The record is from RefSeq and is a predicted model, not a curated record. Gene Ontology annotation, cellular component: cytosol. Gene Ontology annotation, molecular function: S-(hydroxymethyl)glutathione dehydrogenase [NAD(P)+] activity; zinc ion binding. The transcript is spliced from 6 exons. The coding region runs from base 1 to 465 and encodes 154 amino acids. NCBI's taxonomy places the organism in Eukaryota, Viridiplantae, Streptophyta, Magnoliopsida, Rosales, Rosaceae. Gene Ontology annotation, biological process: formaldehyde catabolic process.